Messenger RNA from Dracunculus medinensis (Guinea worm), 579 nucleotides. Lineage: Eukaryota; Metazoa; Nematoda; Chromadorea; Rhabditida; Dracunculidae. The record is from the annotation of a GenBank genome assembly.
AUGAUCCUAAAAUAUUUUACGUCAGAUCCGAUUUGUGAAUUGCAUGUUGCAUAUGAAGAGCAAGAUAAAGAUGAAUAUGUCAAAGAAGGUUGUCCGAAAUGUAUCUUUUUUCGCGUUGAAGGAUUCCACAGUGCUCAUAUUUAUUUAAAGUUAAGACUUGACCUAUUUACUUUUCAAACAAUUCCACGAAAGGUUUUGGAAGAAUGUACCCAAUUAACUUUAUCAACUUGUCGUUUCAAUCGUGAAAAGAAAUUAAAUGUUUUAUAUACGCCAUGGGAAAAUCUUGUACAUUUGCCAGAAAUGGGAUCUGGACAUAUUGCAUUUAGAAAUUCAGCGGGAGUCAGAAGCAUAUAUGACAUUGAGUUCAGUGAAGAAAUACUGAAUCGUAUUCGAAGCUCAGAUUCUUUCGUCGAUCUAAAAGCAAAAAAAACACAACAUUCAAGGGAUUAUGCAAGCAGACAGUAUGAAGCGAGUUUGGAUAUAGUCUCGAGAAUGACCGAAGGACAAAAGCAAACAGCUAGGGAUAUUAUACAUAAAAUGCUUACUCAAGAUACAAGAGAAGACAGAGAAGAAAAAUAA